This is a messenger RNA of Clonostachys rhizophaga, 990 nucleotides long. The record is from the annotation of a GenBank genome assembly. Lineage: Eukaryota; Fungi; Ascomycota; Sordariomycetes; Hypocreales; Bionectriaceae.
AUGCCACUGAUUUUGCAGAAUAAUGUCGGCCCUAUUGGGUAUGGCCUGAUGGGCUUUACCUGGAGACCAGAAACCGUCCCUAUCGAGCAGGCUGUCGAAGUCCUCAAAUCGGCCCUUGAGGCUGGCGCCAACCUCUGGAACGGGGCCGAGUUCUACGGCACUCCGGAGUACAACAGUAUGACUCUUAUCAAGAGUUAUUUCACCAAAUAUCCAGAAGAUGCCGAGCGCGUGACCAUAAUUAUCAAGGGUCUUCAGCAUGUGCAGACUUUGGUCCCUGACGGGUCGCCCGAGGCCGUCCGGCAAUGCGUUGAUAACGUGCUUCGUCAGCUAGGCGGCAAGAAAAAGCUUGACGUGUUUGGUAUAUCGAGGAGAGACCACCGUGUGCCCCUAGAAACAACAAUAAAUAUCUUGAAGACGGAGUACGUGGAUACUGGGAAGAUUGGGGGGAUAUCUCUUUCCGAGUGCAGCCCGGAUACAAUCCAUGAGGCUGUUAAGCACACCAAAGUUGCAGCAGUUGAGGUUGAGUUGAGCAUGUUCACCCCGGACAUCCUCAAGAAUGGAGUUGCUGCAGCAUGUGCCCAGUACAAUAUCCCCAUUGUUGCAUAUUCGCCUUUGGGCCGUGGAAUCUUGACUGGUCAGUUCAAAACUGAUGCUGACACGAGACAUCUUGGCAUUGUUUCGCACUUCCCUCGUCUGCAAGGUGAAGCCCUUGAGCACAAUCUAAAGCUAGUCGAGCAAGUCAAGGUGCUCGCCGAUAAGAAGGGAUGCACCACGGCACAACUUGCAAUCGCCUGGGUGAGAAGUGUGAGCAAGCGCUCUGACACGCCCGAAAUCAUCCCCAUUCCAGGUGCAACUACGAGUCAAAGGGUUCAGGAGAACACGAAGGUGAUUGAUCUCACGGAAGAGGAGUCUAAGGCUAUCAGCGACAUUGUGGACGGGUUUGAACCUGCCGGGCCGCGAUAUCCGAACGGAAUACCCACAGAGACAUAA